This is a messenger RNA of Synchytrium microbalum, 1611 nucleotides long. RefSeq lists its product as uncharacterized. The record is from RefSeq and is a predicted model, not a curated record. Gene Ontology annotation, biological process: sphingosine biosynthetic process; ceramide biosynthetic process. Gene Ontology annotation, cellular component: serine palmitoyltransferase complex. Bases 1 to 1611 code for a protein of 536 amino acids. NCBI's taxonomy places the organism in Eukaryota, Fungi, Chytridiomycota, Chytridiomycetes, Synchytriales, Synchytriaceae. The transcript has 6 exons. Gene Ontology annotation, molecular function: serine C-palmitoyltransferase activity; pyridoxal phosphate binding.
AUGGGAAAAGGAGCGUCAGACUUAAUGUUUGCUACCCUGAGCUUAACGACUGAAUCACCAUCCAAGCUCCAAUAUGCUGCCCUAGAGAACGGAAAGCACAGUAUCGAAGCAUAUCCGUGCCAUCAUCCUACUUCUCGUAAACUACCAAAGCAGCAAAAGGAAGUUCAUCCGCCCAAUUGGGUGCUUUUACUCACAUAUUGUAAUUUUGUCGUUCUCUUCUUGGUAUUCAGUGUGAAGACCGUUAUAAAGGAAGUGGUUGACCUAAUCAAGAAUAUGAUACUCGGUUAUGCUUCACCGACACCACCAGGAUUCGCUCCUGUAAUUGCCAACGAUUUGGAAGCCUUCUUGCACAGGCACUUCUAUCCUCACAUGCAAGAGUGUUUCCACAGACCCAUAACGGACGCGCCUGGAGCAUAUCUGACCUUACUAGAACGGGUUCAAGAAAAUGGUGAAAUGAAACUCACAGGGGAAACUCAAAAAGUAUUGAACUUGUCAUCAUAUAAUUACUUGGGGUUUGCUGAGUCCAGUGGAAGAGUAGUUGAUGCCGUUGAAGAUGCCGUAGCAACGUAUGGGAUCACCGUCUGUUCUCCGCGUAUGGAGCUAGGUACAUUAGACUUACAUAGUCAGGUCGAAGCACUAGUCGCCCGAUUUGUGGGACAGGAAGCUGCCGUAGUUGUAUCUAUGGGGUUUGCUACAAACUCGACGACUCUUCCCGCCAUUGUAGAAAAGGGCUGUCUGGUCGUAUCAGACUCAUUGAACCACGCAUCUCUCGUGUAUGGCUGUCGAUUAUCUGGUGCCUCUAUUCGGCCAUUCAAGCACAACAACAUGCGCUCGCUGGAGAAGGUACUUAGGGACGGUAUUGCUAAUGGUCAAGAUGGAAGAGGUAGCAAGUCAUAUAAGCCGUGGAAGAAGAUUCUAGUUGUCGUGGAGGGAUUGUAUUCGAUGGAGGGCACCAUAUGCCCACUACCGCAGAUCCUCGAACUGAAACGUAAAUAUAAUUUCUUUUUAUAUGUCGAUGAAGCUCAUUCUAUUGGUGCUAUUGGACCAAAGGGACGGGGCGUAUGUGACUACUAUGGCAUCAACCCACGCGAAGUGGACAUUUUAAUGGGUACUUUUACCAAAGCAUUCAGCUCUGCUGGUGGUUACAUAUCAGGCAGCAAAGCUCUCAUCAACAGGAUCCGCCUAUACAACCACUCGUCUCUCUAUGGCGAAGCAAUGUCUAUACCCGUACUGCAACAAAUCUAUUCAUCAAUGACAAUCAUCAUGGGUGAAGACGGCACUAAUGAAGGUCAACGCCGCAUCCAGAACUUGGCUAGAGUAACUCGUCGAUUCCGUGACGGUUUAAAGAGAAUGGGAUUUAUAGUGCUUGGUCAUGAUGACUCGCCAGUGGUCCCGAUCAUAGUAUGUCAGCCCUGCAAGUUUGUGCCAUUCAGCCAGGAAUUGUUGGCCAAAGGUAUUGCGGUUGUUAUGGCGUGUUUCCCAGCAACAGCCAUUACGGAACCAAGGUGUAGGUUGUGUUUGAGUGCUGCUCAUACGAUGGAGGAUAUUGAGAAGGCUUUGGUUAGCAUCAGUGAAGCUGGUGAUAAGCUGGAUCUCAAGUUCCUUGCUUGA